Molecule: messenger RNA, 3403 nt
Organism: Apis cerana (Asiatic honeybee)
Lineage: Eukaryota; Metazoa; Arthropoda; Insecta; Hymenoptera; Apidae
Cellular component (GO): membrane
Source: RefSeq, a predicted model, not a curated record
GUAGUCGUGUCAUGAACGAACCGGGACGCAACAGUCGCUCACCAGACUUCGUGCUGGAACAAUCAUUGAAGCUAUGAUUUGGUGCUUUCGUGAUAUUUCGUGAUUCGAAACCAAAAAAACUUAUUAGAAACAUCAUUUCGAAGAAAAAUAUUGUGGAAUUAGUUAUUAAAACAAAAAAUGAAUUCAAAAAAAUGGAAAUUAAAGGAGGAUCAUUAGCUUAAUAGACGAUCAAUGGUCGUCAGUAUCUUUGAAAUUAUUUGUACCUGUUUUUAAAAGAAACGUUAUAAUUAUACUCAAGAUGUCAAUCACGGCUUCUAUGGAAAGAAUGGAAACAACUAAGGAUUUACCGAAAAAGAAAUUUAUUAACAUUAAUCUUCUUUCAUUAAAACUUCUAUUAUUCCUCUUUUUUGGAGGAAUGGGAUGUCUCUUCCCCUUUCUUCCCUUACAUAUGACGGAAAUGGGAUUGAGUAUCGACCAAAUUCGUAUGAUCUCAAUAAUUUCGCCAGCAAUCGCAAUUCUGGGACCUCUGAUUGCCGCUCCUAUUGCAGAUAAAUUAGCAGAUCAUCAGGGAAGAAAUGAUAAAUCGACAGGUCGUUAUCUAAGAUUGAUGAUUGCUAUAGCCUGCAUUUUAUCUGCCAUUUUUUAUGCUUUUCUCUUAUUGAUUCCAACGGUUAACCGUAUUGAACUACCAAGAGAAAGAAGACCAGGCCUGAAGUUUAAUUGUGAUCAAACAGGGGCAGUGGUAUUGCAAGAAAAAUGUAAAAAUCAUAUUUCUUGCCAUAGAUGGUCUGACGAAAGCAGAAUUGGUUCAUUGCUUUUAGAAGGUUGCGAUUAUGCUUGUUACCCUACAGGAUUAAAACGAUGGCAUUCUGACAAUAAUGAUGGAUCCACUACUUUUGCAACAACCGAUUCUGAUAUAAUUGUUCUAGAUGGCAGUGGCGAAACGACAGUGAUUCCUCUUGAAAGUGAAAUAUAUUCUCAGGAACAAGAGGAAAUCAAAAAAAUGCGAAGAUUUGCCAUGCCUCAUAACGAACCACCUCAUUUAUGUUUUAAAGAGGGUGACAAUAUUAUUUGUCACGUUUAUACUAAGUAUUCAGGCAAUUUGGCCAUAAAUGCCACUUUAAGACAAGCCUUAAACAAUAAAAGUGAUCAAGAUUGGUGUGUAUAUCCCUUGGCUGAAUAUUUUACUUGUCGCAUACCUUUAGAAUUGGAAACCAGAAUGGCAGAAAUUUUUCAGAGUUGUACUAUUGAAUGUGAUUUAGUUGAUCCAUAUACUCUUCCAGAUAGCAUCCUCAUAGAAAGCCAAUGUCAACAGACAGAAGAUUGGUCUUAUUUAGUUUUCUGGACAUACUUAACUAUUCGAUCAGUCGCUGAUAUUUUCCCAACGACAGCUGUAGCUUUAAUUGAUGCAGCAGUUGUUAUAGUUACUAGAGAAACAUCCUGUGGACGUGGAGAUGUGGGGCGUCAAUUAGCUUUCGGUUCUCUUGGAUUUGCUAUCUUUGGUCCCUUAACUGGUUAUUUAUGCACACUUAUGGAAAACUUGAAUUCUUUCUACUAUCUGCCAAUUGGUAUACAUGCUGUAAUGAUGCUUUUGGCAGCUCUUGUAGCUUUUUGUGCUAACGGCAUGCCACUUAGUCCACCGGAAUGGUGGUGGCAUACCAGAAGCGGCAUGCUGGCACUUCCCAUGAGCGCUAUCAAAAGAUAUGGCAGUGAAACUGCCGCUCUUGUAAUUGUACUCAUCGUUAUGGGAACUUUCUGGAGCGCCAUGGAUAGUUAUUUGCCUUUACAUUUACAAAAGUUGGGAGGUGAUGAACUUCCCAUUGGUGUAGCUAUGACAAUUGGAGCAAUUCCAGCAUUUUUAUUCCUUUGGAAGUCUGAACAUUUAGUUGAUUACUGUGGUCACAGUAAUCUUCUUAUCACUGCCUUUACUGUGUAUAUUAUUAGGUUUACUGGUUUAAGCCUCAUAGCAGAACCUUGGUGGUCUUUAAUUUCGGAAGGCCUCGAAGUCUUUACAUUAGGAAUUAUGUGGAUUACUGCCAUUCUUUAUCUGAGACAUCUCGUACCACGUCAUUUAACAGUAACUGCUCAAGCACUGCCUGUGAUUGCACAUUUCUGUAUCGGUCGAUGCAUCGGAGCCGUAAUUGGUGCUUACAUCAAUGUCAAUAGCUCUGAUAUCAUCGAUUCAUUGAGAUUUGUUUAUCGUUGCAUGGCCGUUGCUGCCGCAGCUGUUGCUGGUUUAUAUUUUAUUUUGUACCAUGGUAUAUUGAAGCCACGAUGUCAUGCACAUAUCAUACAAGGACCACGACAACCUCCUACUGUUGUACAAGCUGCUAUUAAGGAAUAUGAAUUAACGAUGAACGGAAAUGGAAAUUAUACACCGCUCAGAGUUUACCACAACGGUAUGGGCAGAAAAGGUCAAUUUCGCUAUUGAAAAAUUAAGGAAAGAAAAAAAAGAAGAACACUUAAUGACAUUUUAAAUAUUACGGUGCUAGUAAUUAGAUUGUUGCAAUUAAAACAAAAAAAUGUCAUUGUUAUAUAAUAUGCGUAUAAAAAAUGCGCUUUUCACCGCGCAGCCUUUAAAAUUUCUUCAUAUUUAAAUUCUUGAGACAAAAUUAUAACUUUUGAGACAAAAUUUUUGAUUUUUUUUUAUAUAAGCAAUUUCUAAGAAUUGAUUUGCUCAAGUGUAUUUCAAAUUGAAAUAUUGAAGCGAGGUUUUACUAUCUUUAUUAUCGAAAUGAGAUUAUAAAAGAAAAUAGAAGUAUUCAAAUUCUAAAAGCAUUUUUUUAUUAUUUCUUUCUUUAGUUAGUUUCAUUUAUAUAUAUAUAUAUAUAUAUAUAUAUAUAUAAACGAAAGUAACUUUAUAUGUAUAUAUAAACAUAAAUUUGAUUUUUCUUAACAAGAAAAAAUAAAAUUGUUUUCUAUUUAAAAAUCAUUUUAAUUUUAUUUUCAUUUAAAAAAAUGUAAUUAAAAAAAUUAUUUAUUUAAUAAUUUUAAUUUAAAGUAUCAAUGAAUAAUUACCAAAAUUAUUAUUUUAAAUAUAACAUUUAAAAUACUUUCAUCUUUUUAAUUUUAAAUAUUCUUUAUAAAUAUACAGACGACAUUUUAAUAUUGCGAAACGCUACAAAUUUCAUAACUUUGUUGCGUUUCCUUUAUAUAUUUGACUGCAUAUAUAGAUAUUCAUAAAAUGUUUGCAAAAAAAAAUUUUUACAGACUUGUUGUAUGUAUCUAGAGAUAAAUAUUUACCUGUAUACAUAGGAUAUAAUACAUAGGAUAGUUAAUUUAAAGUUAAAAAAUAAUAUAUUGAUUUUUGGAAUCAAUAUAUGUAUAUAUGAAAAAAAUAAAUAAAAUUAAACAAAACUUGAACUUUGAAAUUCAAAAUAUGAUUAAAACUAAUUAAAGAAAA